This is a messenger RNA of Trichogramma pretiosum, 1246 nucleotides long. It is a transcript of the gene Sec22, whose product is annotated as vesicle-trafficking protein SEC22b-B. The record is from RefSeq and is a predicted model, not a curated record. Gene Ontology annotation, cellular component: endoplasmic reticulum membrane; ER to Golgi transport vesicle membrane; endoplasmic reticulum-Golgi intermediate compartment. The transcript has 4 exons. Gene Ontology annotation, biological process: retrograde vesicle-mediated transport, Golgi to endoplasmic reticulum; vesicle fusion with Golgi apparatus; endoplasmic reticulum to Golgi vesicle-mediated transport. The coding region runs from base 278 to 919 and encodes 213 amino acids. Lineage: Eukaryota; Metazoa; Arthropoda; Insecta; Hymenoptera; Trichogrammatidae. Gene Ontology annotation, molecular function: SNAP receptor activity.
UUCGCGCUGCCUGCUGCUAGUCGAGUUUCAUCGCUAAACUGACGAUUGACGCGCCCGUGUGUCGAGUUUUGCGUGCGUGUGUGUAUACUGUGUACAGAGCUGCCAGCAGUUGCAAUAAUAACAGCCGCAGACGAGUCGCACGUCAAAGCUGCUGUGCAGAAUCCUUCGAUCUGUCUCGUCUUUUUCUAACGUAAAUAACGCCGCAAAGUGUCUCACGGAAUUUCGUUGCUCUGCUGAACUUUGGAUCGUUGCAUCGAAUAAACAAUAGAUCGCCAAGAUGAUUUUAAUGACGAUGAUAGCGCGAUUAAGUGACGGUUUGCCCCUAGCAGCUGCUAUGGAGGAAGACGAGCAGGCUGGAAGAAGUAUUGUAGAAUAUAACAAUCAAGCAAAAAUGCUGUUCAGAAAACUGAACUCAUAUUCACCUAAAAAGUGUACUAUUGAAACUGGUCCAUAUUUAUUCCAUUAUCUGAUAGAGGGUGAUGUGGUUUAUUUAAUUUUAUGUGAACCUCGUUAUAAGAAAAUUACUGCUUACAGUUAUUUAGAAGAUAUAGCGCAAGAAUUUAAUGCUCAGUACGGCAAAAGAGUCAAUACUGUUACAAGGCCCUAUACAUUUAUUGAAUUUGACACUUACUUGAAAAAAGCUAAAAAGGUAUUUUUAGAUGGAAAACCUAGAAGAAAUAUGAAUGAAUUAAACUCACAACUUCAAGAUGUCCAGAGAAUAAUGGUACAAAAUAUUGAUGAUGUCCUGCAAAGAGGCACAAUAUUAUCAGAACUGGACUCCAAAACACAACACUUAUCCAUGCUAUCACAGAAGUACAGAAAAGAUGCUGCUCUCUUGAAUAGUAAAUCGAUAUAUGUUAAGGCUGUUGUUGGAUUAGUUGCAUUUUCAGCAUUUGUAUUAUACUUCUUCAUUCUUUAGUAAAAGAAAAAAAUUUUGGUAUUGUUAUCUUGUGAAGGGUUAGUUUUAUACUUAUAUUAAUGAGUUGAAAAACAGUAGCUGCAUGAUUAAAAAAUUAUUUACAUCAAUUUUAUUGUAUGAGCUUUACUUUUAAAAUCCCUGAUUCACCAAAACAUCUUUUGGAUUAUAUUUUGCUAUUCAUCUUUUAAAAGUGAGUUUUGUUUGAUUUACAUAUGUACAUUAAUUUUGAUAGACUGUAAUGACUUGUCAAUGUUUAAGUGAUAUGUAUUUGAAUUGUCUUUGGGAGAAAAUACGAGAAAAAUAGAUGCUUUAUAAUUAUGAACCUAU